AUGCUGGAAAUACAAAUAAUCAAGGUCGAGAACCCGGGAUGUCUGUGGGCUCGAGUUCUGAAGGGUCCAGGCCUGCAGCCGGACAGUCCAGAGGAAUACGAGAACCUGAGGGUCCGAAUGAACCUCUUCUACCACGAGGUUGACCUGGAUGUUCAGAAACUGAAACCUUCGGAGCUGAAAGAGGGGCUGGUGUGUGUGGCGUUCAGCGUGGCUCUGAAGAGCUGGUGUCGAGCUGUGGUUGAGUCCGUCCUGCAGGGGGCGCUGGACACUCAGGCCUGGUGUCUGUUAGUGGACCACGGAGACCGCAUCAUCGUCAGGGAGGACGAUGUCAGGACUCCGCUGGAGAAGUUCCUGCUGCUUCCCUUCCGUGUGCGGCGCUUCAGGCUGGCUGCUGUUCAUCCCAUGACACUGCAGGUGCCGCUCUCUGAGGACACGGCUGAGUUGGUGCCGUCUGCAUCAUGGGACAGCUCCGCCACUAAAUACCUGCUCAACCUGCUGCAAGUGUCGACUCUGGUUGAAGCCGUUCUCUGUGAAACACAUGACGACUGCUCCGCCAUCGAGCUCUACCUGACCAUCAAUAAUACCAAGAUCUGCGUGAACCAUGAUCUGGUGGCCAAGAAGUUUGCGUGCUUCAUGAGCGAUGCGGAUGGCAGCAGAAGUACAGAUCGAGCUCCGGUCAGUCUGGCGUGGGACAUCUACUCCAGUCCUCAUCAGCUGCUGGAGAUGAAAGGCUGCUGUCCACUCAGAGCUCCGCCCCCAGACACGCCCACCAGGAAGCAGCGCACAGACCACACACACACAGAAGCAGAGCAGCAGAAAGCAGAAGCAGCAGAGGAAAAACACACACCAUCUGUGGGGAAUCCUCCAGUGCAGAAACUGCGCCGUAACCCUGGAACAUACACUAUCGGCAGAGGAUGGAGGAUCCGAGCUGAAGCCACUGACCUCUUCACGACUCAGAUUCACCACAGUAAAUCACAGUACAUGAAGUUUACCACACUUUUACAGCCAAAGCCGAUUCCUGAAUCUGUUAAAGAGAAGCAGUGCAGUCCUGAUCAACCUGACGACAGCAGCGUGGCUUCACGUGUUGUUUUUAAUAUGGUUUACAGUGCGGUCGACUCUGAGGAGCUGAAAGAGGCAGAUCUCCUGCAAGAGCCCAGUCUUGAUGAUCAGCUGGCCUGUGCACGACUUAUGCAGUUUCUGAACCCGGAUCCACUCAAUCCAGACCAGGAAACUCUUGAUGCUAAAGUUGCACGCUGUGAUCCGGGUCACUUGGGUGUUUUGGUUCACUCCGCCAUUCGCAUUGAACCCUGCAGUAACCUGACGCGCGCACCAAUCACAGAGCAGUUCAGAAAGUUCCUGUUGUGGCGGAAGUACAGUGGGCCGAAUGUGGCGGAGAGCUACUGUUGGCCUGCUGUGGCUCGGGGUUUCGACACGGUGCUGGUGUCUCACAGCAGGGACAAUCCUCUGUCCUAUAUUCCUCCUCUGCUGAUGAUCUUACAGACGGUUUCUGUGGUCUCCAGCCUCACCGCUCGCUCAGGGCCGGUAGCCGUGAUCCUCUGUCCGGGGUGGGAGAAGGUUCAGACGGUGCUGGAGCUCCUGGAGGACAGUAAAGCCACACAAGGCCUCCAUCCCACCAGUGUGCUGCUGGGAGUGGACCAAGAUGAGCCCAAAAAGUUCAAGAUCCAGAAGAACUGUCAGCUGCUGGUUACGACCCCAUUCUCUCUGCUGCGGCUGCUGGAUGCUCAGUGUUUCCUCUUCCUGCGUCUCUGUCAUCUGGUUCUGGACGAGGCGGAUCUGCUGUACUCUCAGGCUCCGGAUCAGAUCUCUGCCAUCCUAAAACACUUCCAGCAGCUGGUGUGUGCGGAGGAGCGGGUGGCGUGCCCGCGGCAGAUCAUCGCUGUGGGCGGACGGUGGAGCGCAGGAAUUGACGGGCUGGUGAGGGAACACAUGAUCCACCCGACAGUCAUCAUCACCGUCAUGGAGGAGGCAGCACUGUACGGCAGAGUUCACCAGAGGGUGCAGUUAUGUCUGGACUGUGACAAAGUCUCGGUUCUUCUCUCGUCGCUGGAUUUCCAGCCGCCGAAACCACAGAAAACUCUGAUCAUCACCAACUCUGCAGAGGAGACGGAGCAUGUUUAUAAGGCGGUGGUCAACACUGCGGUCUUCACACUCAAAGCUCACGAGGACACGACGGAUCAGUUCGACUUCAUCAUUGAUCAGUGGAGGAAAGACAUCGGCCAGGGAACGCAAGUCAUUCUGGUGACCACCAAUGACUGCCUGAAGGCCCUCGGGAUCCGGGACGCCACCUGUGUGGUGCAUUAUGGGUUUCCCAGCACCCCGAAGCUGUUCGGCAGUCGACUCUUCUGCAUGUCAGAGAAUUUCAGGAAGCUGUCAGACGUGGAUCACAGUGAGGACUGGACUCCCGGAGCUCAGUCUGUGCUGCUGCUGUCAGAGCAGAAUGUCCGUCAUGUGUGCGGUGUCCUGCGGUACCUGCGGAGAACCGGCGCUCUGCUGCCUCCGGAGCUGCUGCAGUUCGCUCUGGGCGUCCAGCAGGCCAAAGAGGAGCAGAAGACGCACCGGCCCCUGUGCUGCUCGCUUAAAAGCUUCGGCUUCUGCAGAGACAGCACACUUUGUCCAGACAGACACACGGUCAACACGUCUCUGGAUCAGACGCAACUCCCUGACUCCGGGAUGGUCAUGGUUCUGCCGCUGUUCAUCAAGACGGCAAGUGUGUAUGGCGGGCGUAUCGUCAGACAGAAGGAGGAUUGUUACGAGGAUCUGGCAACCCAUAUGAAGAUUCAUUACGCCAGUGAGAGACGCUGUGCUGUGGAGGUGCUGAAGGGGGCACUGUACGCCGUCCAGGAGGAGAACUGCUACCACCGUGUGCGUGUGCUGGAGGUGCCGGAGAAAAGAGAGCAGCUGUUCAGCAGCGUCACCGCCUGCUUCAUAGAUGAGGGCCGCACACAGGAAGUGAAGUCACACCAGCUGCUCCAACUUCCUGCUCAGUUCCAGGAUCUGCCCGGCCAGGCGGUGGAGAUCGUCCUGUGCAGAGUUCAGCCUGUGGACGGAGAGGUGGACUGGAACCCGAAGGUGACCAGAGCCGUCAGUCUGAGAAUCCGAGGGAAGCUUCAUCAGGCCCGUGUGGUGAUGAGUUUGGGAAACACCGUCUGGGUCGACCCCAUGGUGCGAAUGGUGCGAGUGCCGGGACUGAAGACCUUCAUCAACGAGUAUAACGUCCACACGGAGAUCCUGGCCUCGGGCUACGGCGUCAGCAAUCCUCAACAUGUGGAUCUACUGAAGACGGUUUUCCAGAGAGACCAGAACCACAACAUGCUGGAUCAGCAGCUCGCAGACCACAGGUUUGAGAGCGCUUUACUGUCGUCCCAGCAGAGGAUGGAGGUCAGCGAAGACUUUCUGAGCAGUAGGAUGAAGGAUUUAGUGAGAGGCCAUUAUGCAGGGUUCAUCCAGAAUAACACUGCAGUGGUGUGUAACGGAGACAUGAAGAGCAGAGAAGAUGCAGAGCCGUCAGAGAGGAGCGCUGGGUCUGAUCUGAAUGGUUUCUCCUCUCUGAUACACACCAGACUAUCCUGCUCUGAAUCAGAGAGUGAAGAAGCUGUGGACGCCGAUCAGUUACAAACGCUUAAUAACAACAGUAAUAAGAAACCACAGGCUUUGCAUAACUCGACGCUUUUCUCAUUCCAGCCGACCAGUUUCCACCCACAGAUCAAGUGGUUUCAGAGAGGAGAGUCGGUCACCGUCUGCAUAAAGCUCAUCAAUCCGGUGAUGCAGAAAUGUGAAUUCAGCUGCGAGGCUGUCGUCUACAGUGGGUACGUGAAUGACCGUCACUACUAUGUGAAGCUGGAUCUGUUCGGUGACAUCAUCGCUGAGGAGUGCUCAUGGGAAAUGAAGUGCAAUGAGCCAGUGAUGAAGCUGAUGAAGAAGGACAAACGCGACUGGACGACCCUGCUCAAACACAAGAGUGCGUUCGUCAGCUAUGAGUUCGACCGCAUCGAGGAGGCCUGUGUUACAGUAAACGGACACUCGUUCCUGGCCGAGGUCGGAGAAGACGGAUGUUACGUCAGCUCAGAGAGCGACAGCGACAGCGACUGAACAAACCACACAUUAAACACACGCUUCACCCAAAAAUGAACAUUCUGUCAUCAUUUACUCU
Messenger RNA from Danio aesculapii, 4171 nucleotides. RefSeq names its product tudor domain containing 12 (gene tdrd12). The coding region runs from base 1 to 4110 and encodes 1369 amino acids. Gene Ontology annotation, biological process: transposable element silencing; germ-line stem cell division. The record is from RefSeq and is a predicted model, not a curated record. NCBI's taxonomy places the organism in Eukaryota, Metazoa, Chordata, Actinopteri, Cypriniformes, Danionidae. The transcript is spliced from 33 exons.